CAUUUCCAAGUCCUUCCUCCUCUCCACUUUGUUGAAAUCUGAAACUUGAAACCAUUUAUCCUUUCAACUCUCUCUGUGGUCUCUUCUUUUUCUUAUCCUCCACCUUCUUCUCUGAAAUGGCUCUUCGUUUCCUUCCUUCCUUACUUUCCUUCCUCCUCGCUGUUCUAGUUUCUCCAGCUCUCUCCACGAACUCUGAAGGAAAUGCUCUCCAUGCUUUGAGAGCCAGACUUUCCGAUCCCACCAAUGUUUUGCAGAGCUGGGACCCUACCCUUGUCAAUCCAUGUACCUGGUUUCAUGUCACAUGUGACUCCGACAACCAUGUCAUCCGACUGGAUCUUGGAAAUUCUAAUAUUUCUGGUACUUUGGGGCCGGAGCUCGGCGAUCUUCAGCAUCUACAAUACUUGGAGCUUUAUAUGAAUAAUAUCGAAGGGAAAAUUCCUGAGGGGCUGGGUAAUUUGAAGAACCUUGUUAGCAUGGAUUUGUACAACAAUAAGUUCGAAGGAGAGAUUCCCAAGUCUUUUGCUAAGUUGAAGUCACUUAGAUUCCUUCGUUUUAACAACAACAAGCUGACAGGAUCAAUUCCAAGAGAGCUUACUACCCUUUCCAACCUAAAAGUCUUUGAUGUUUCUAACAAUGAUAUCUGCGGAACUAUUCCAAUUGAUGGCCCUUUUGGGAGUUUCCCUAUAGAAAGUUUUGAAAACAACCCCCGACUCAAUGGACCGGAGCUGCAAGGACUGGUUUCUUACGAUUUUGGGUGCUGAAAAUUUCUGUUAUUCCACGAUCCUUCAUGACAGGGUUAUAUAUAUAUAUAUAUCUACUAGACAAAGCUCCAAGGCUUUGUUAGAUUAUAUGUCAAGCAAAUAGAAGAUAAUUAAGAGAGCUCAGGAAAAGGAAAAAUAAGAAUAGGUCUGCUGUGUCCAGUAGUAACAUUCCGGUUGCAGCAAAAUGUUGUACCAACAAUUUAAUUUACAGGUUUGUAACUGUUUAUCAGUUCAUCUGGUGGCUUGAUUCUUUAGACUCCA
Macadamia integrifolia is the source of this 1022-nucleotide messenger RNA. Its product is annotated as leucine-rich repeat protein 1-like. Lineage: Eukaryota; Viridiplantae; Streptophyta; Magnoliopsida; Proteales; Proteaceae. The record is from RefSeq and is a predicted model, not a curated record. The transcript is spliced from 7 exons. Bases 117 to 761 code for a protein of 214 amino acids. Gene Ontology annotation, molecular function: protein binding.